AACUUCAUUCUCAUCUUCAUACCACACUACACAAUCCAACACUGCCUACCACGAGUUUAUCCUUCAUCAAAGGGUAUCCACGAUCACAACCACUACCUAAACACACGUUUACUUCUCUAAACAACCAUCAUAAUGGAUUCCGGUGCUCCCCAGACUGGUGCUGCUACUGGCAACGUCAGCGGUCGUCGUCGAAGCUCAGGCUUCAUGCCCGCCUUCGCUGGCCUCUCCGAGCAGAAGCGUGGUUCUCAGGACAGCGCUGCCCGCCGAGCGAGUAUGUCUGAUCAGGCACCCAAGAGUGGCUUCUUUGGCCAGUUCUUCCACAACAACUUCGGAAGAAACGCUCAAAAGUAAUUGAAAUGAAUCACGAAGAAAUGAAAGGCAUUGUCCUAUUGUAUAAUUAGUAUCAUCACGGCGAAUCGCAGGGCAAGUUGAAGCCCUUUUCAUUAUUGAAGUUUGGUAAUUUGACCUAGGAGUUGACGCGGAAGCGAACUCAGAUGUCAAGCUGGAGUUACAUAGCAGAAUAAUCAUGCAAUGAAUUCACUUUCGGUUCCU
Molecule: messenger RNA, 552 nt
Organism: Fusarium graminearum PH-1
Lineage: Eukaryota; Fungi; Ascomycota; Sordariomycetes; Hypocreales; Nectriaceae
Exons: 3
Coding region: 133-351 (72 amino acids)
Source: RefSeq, a predicted model, not a curated record